Molecule: messenger RNA, 3253 nt
Organism: Pararge aegeria (speckled wood butterfly)
Lineage: Eukaryota; Metazoa; Arthropoda; Insecta; Lepidoptera; Nymphalidae
Gene: Moca-cyp
Product: peptidyl-prolyl cis-trans isomerase G-like
Exons: 20
Coding region: 264-3098 (944 amino acids)
Biological process (GO): protein peptidyl-prolyl isomerization
Cellular component (GO): intracellular membrane-bounded organelle
Molecular function (GO): peptidyl-prolyl cis-trans isomerase activity
Source: RefSeq, a predicted model, not a curated record
UUGACAUUUAUAGAAUUCUAAAAUCCAUUUUUUAAAUAACUUCUAGAAUCAGAAUUGCGGUUUCCAAAAUAAGUACACCUAAAUACAUACUAUCGCCAUUUCUUGUGGGGAAAUAAAAUGUUUUGCUCAUUUAAUUCUGGAUGCUAAAUGCUAAACGAGCGUAAUCUGCGAGCUUAUGCUCUGUAGCACAUCGCUUUCAUGUGUACAAGAGUUUUAUUGAUAGUUUUUUGUUGAGUUUGGAGUGUUACAAACUUUUAACCAAAAUGACGGUCGACGGUGACGAGAAGAAACCCCAGCGGGAUCGUGUGUUUAUGGAUAUUUCGAUCGGAGGCCUGCCCUCCGGCCGUAUAGUUUUCGAGUUGUAUAACGACGUAGCCCCGAAAACCGCGGAGAACUUCCGGGCUCUUUGCGCAGGGGACAUGGGUGUGGGGAAGGUUACUGGCAAACCAUUAACCUAUAAGGGUAUGGUAUUUCAUAGAGUCGUGAAAGACUUUAUGAUCCAAGGAGGUGACUUUACUAAUGCAAAUGGAACUGGUGGAGAGUCCAUUUACGGUGGCACUUUUGAAGAUGAAUCCUUUGAACUUAAGCAUGAUAAGCCGUAUUUGCUGUCCAUGGCUAACAGGGGCAAGGACACAAAUGGUUCGCAGUUCUUUAUUACAACACAGCCGGCGCCGCAUCUCGACAAUGUGCACUGUGUGUUCGGCGCGGUGGUGGGCGGUGCGACGCUGGUGCGGCAACUGGAGGCGCUGCCGGUGGACCGCAACGCGCGCCCUCUGCAGGACGUCGCCGUCGCCAACUGCGGCCAGCUCGUGCAGCUCAAACACGCCAAAAAACGCAAGCAGGAUAAAAACAAAGAAAAAGAGAGCGGUGAGGAAUCGGACCAAUCUCAUAAGAAAGAUAAAAAGAAGAAGAAGGAUAAGAAGAAAAAACGGCAUCAAUCCGAGCGGUCCGCUGAUGAGGAGCCGCCGGAAGCUCCUUCUCACCCCCUGGUCACCACGUCCAAGAUCGACCCCAGAGAAAUACCCGAAGUGCCUGCUAAUAGAUUCCUGAUGAGAGGCGGCCGUGACCAGGACAAUGACAGGAAUGAUCCUAGGAGGGACAGGGAAAGGAUGCGCUAUCGCGAACGAGAGCGUCACUCUUACACCCGCAGUGGAAGAAUCAUAAAGGGACGUGGAGUGUUUCGCUACCGCACGCCGUCUCGUUCUCGGUCGCGCUCUCGCUCGGCGACGCCACCCCACUGGCGCCAGGCCCAGCGACGUAUCGUCAAACUGGCACACUUGGAGAUGGACAGAGAACAGCCAGAGCAGGGCUUGCAAAAGAGCAGGCCUAUUGAAAAGCUACCUAACAUAGAGGGUGAGGAGGGCACUCCGGAAAGACCUCCGGAGAAAGAGGAGGGCGAAUGUGAUACACCUGUAGACACAUCGCGUAAUGAAAGAAUUGACUAUAACGCACUCGACUUUGAGGAGGAGGUUGAACACGAUGACGAUCGAGAUCUUGCUUACAAACGCAAGCCGGCUCGCAAAAGGCCUACGCAAAAGCACUGGACUGGCGGGGAACGCGCCGAUAUGUUGGCGAGAGCGCUGGGCGUCAAUCCAAAGCAGCGGGAAUCGCUUACCAGAGACAUAAGUAUCAGAGAUUCUAGAGACACCAGGGAAAACAGAGACAACAGAGAAACCAGAGAGUAUCGCGAACCCAAACGCCGCGAAGGUCUAGCUUCCGCUGUGAGCUAUGCAGUGCCUAAGCUAUCCUCCGCUAUCAACUCAGUGACCCCGGAUGACCAGAUGGUCGAAUCGCCAAAGGAUGACGACAACAAGGGCUAUGAUCCUUUCAGCCUUUUGCGCAGUCAGUUCACCAGGAAUAAGGAAAAGAAGGAUGUUGGGAAAGAAAUUCCUCUGGAAAGACGUGAAAAAGAGAGACCGAAAGAGGACGACAGACGUGAUAGAUAUAGGAGUGAAAGAGGUCGCCAACAUUCCUCAUUCCAACACGAUGAUCGAAGUAAUAUUGAUGAUAGACCAGAAUAUACGAGAUAUGAUUCGGAGAGAGAUGUUCGCGAUCGCAAACAAUAUGAAAAUGAAGGUGAUAAAGAUAAAGAUCGUUUCAAAAGUUCAGGAACCAAGGAACGGAAAGAUAAGUCUUACAAUAGAAGUGAGAAAAGAACGUCGCAAGAAGUUGAAAAAGGAGAUGACUCCAAAGAUAUAUCUGAUAAACGUGAGAAAGAUGUGUCGAAAGAUAAAGACAAAAAACUUAAAAAUAAAAGUGAAAAUCGUGAGAGAUCAACUGAGAGAAAAGCAAAACGCGAUAAAUCUAAAGAUAACGAAGAAAGAAGAGAAAAAUCUGAAGAUGGAAAUAAGAAGAGAGAAAAAUCAUCAGAAAAACGUGAUAGGUCAAGAGAAAGAGACGAUACAUCAAGAGAGAGAAACGAGAAAAGAGAACGCUCUCAUGAAAGAGACAAGCGUGACAAAUCUCAGGAAAGAGGUAGCCAAAGAGAUGUAGAUGAGAAAUCUAAAGAUAAGAGUGAGAAAUCAAGAGAAAAGGACGGUAGGCUACAAUCUAGAAUCAAAGAGAGCAGGUGGGAUAAUACGCGGGAUAAAUCUGGGGACAGGGAAGAAAAAUCCAAGGAAAGCAACGAAAACCGGGACAGGUCCCGAGAAAAGGAAGUACGUUCCAGGGAAAGGAAGAGCAAGUGGGACAAAUAUGAGGAUAAGAGAGAGGGAUCGAGCGAGAAGGCGGAUAAAGGAGAUGGCAAGGCUAAUUCCUCUAAGGAGAGGUCAAGUUCGAGUAAUCGCGACCGGAAGAGUCAAGAAAAUCCAGAAAAAGGUGACAAAACGAAGGAGGAAGAAAGAGACGAAGCUCGAAAAGAGUUGAUGGAGAUAGUAAGACUCAUCAAGUCCAGACAGAAGCAGAGGGAAAACAAAGCUACAGGGGGCGUGAGUAAGAAACCCCGCUCUAAAAGCAGGUCGGCCGAUCGCGAGGAAGAAAAGUCUCGAAGACGUCGAUCCUCGGAACGCGGUAGACGCAGCCGUAGUAGAGGAAACCGGCCCCGCCGCUCACGAAGUCCUCGCUCUCGCCGCACCAGACGAUCUUCGUCCUCCAACUAACCAUGAUGCGGAAAAAAAGUUCUUACUUAAAAUAGCGCAUCCAUCACAUAUACAAUGUGUAACAGAAUUAAGAAAUAAUGUUGAAGGAUGCAUAAGUAUAUUUCAUAAAGAAUCAAAAUAUGAAAAUAUUAAAUCAAUGGAAGCAUAUUUAUUUU